Rhodotorula toruloides NP11 is the source of this 750-nucleotide messenger RNA. RefSeq names its product protein of unknown function DUF938. NCBI's taxonomy places the organism in Eukaryota, Fungi, Basidiomycota, Microbotryomycetes, Sporidiobolales, Sporidiobolaceae. The coding region runs from base 1 to 750 and encodes 249 amino acids. The record is from RefSeq and is a predicted model, not a curated record. The transcript is spliced from 4 exons.
AUGGCCACUCACGCUCCUGCUCAGGUUCCUGCCGACUCUGCAGACGCGCCGCGCUUCCCUUCGACUCUGGCGCCGGACGCAUACUACGAGGGCCUGGUCGACCGUCUUCGAACCGCCCUCCUCCCGACCCUCGACCCCUUCUUCUCCUCCCUCUACUCCUCCUCAUCGCCUCUCGUCCUCGAACUAGCCUCAGGCAACGGCACCCACGCCGCUCUCUUCACACGCACCUACCCCUCCCUCUCCAUCCAACCAACCGAAUGCGACUCGUUCGGCGUCAAGAGGAUUGAUCAGACUGUUGCGCGGGAGGGAGCGGAGAGGGUGAGAGCGGCGGUCAAGGUCGAUGUCAUGAGUGAGGGUGAUUGGGAGGGGCUGGGGAGGAAGUUGAGAGAGGAGGAGGGGGAGGGGAAGCGGUAUGACCUUGUCUUUGGGUCGAAUUUCCUGCACAUGGUGCCCUUCCCCGACGCACCGCAACGCAUCUUCCGCCGCCUCCUCGCCCACUCACUGCUCACACCCUCCGCAAAAGUCCUCAUCUACGGACCCUUCAAGUCCGACACGGGCUUCUUCUCCCGCUCCGACGAGUCCUUCAACGAGGCGAUCGCAGCCCGCCCCUCCCCCUACCCACUCGGCCUACGCUCUAUCGACGCCCUUGCAAGGAUCGCAAGAGAGGAAGGGUGGAAAUUGAGCGAGAGGAUUGGGGUUGCGAAGGGGAAUUGGGUGUUGGUUUUCGAGCAGGAGAGGGAGGGGAAGUAG